GCCAGAGAUCUCUACGUAGAUAUACUCCAUAAAUAGAUGAUGCGAAUCAAACGGAAUCGCUGAAUCUUCUUCAACAGAACCAAUCUUUUAAUUAAACAUUUAAUCACAAAACCAACAAAACGCUUCUCUUCUCGAUCUCUUCACUUGUGCAGAGUAAUGGCGGCUACUGGAAGAUCAAGCCGAUCAGUUCUUCGUCCUCUUUCUUCUUCCCAGAGAUUACACAACAAUCAUCAUCAUCAUCAUCAUCGUCAACGAUCUCCGUCUCCUUGCAACAAUCUCAAUGUCCGAUUAAAGGUUUUUUCUCCUGGAAACAUCCCGACGAAACCCUCCGUAACCGUUUCUUCUAAUCAUCAGAAGAGAAAGUGUUUGUGCUCUCCUACGACGCACCCUGGUUCUUUCCGGUGCUCUUAUCACCGCCAGUUAGAACAUGAGAAAUCCAAAACCCUAGCUUCUUCGACGGCCAAGCGUAACAAUCGUGGUGAUAAUCAGAUUAAUGUUGGAUUGAAUCUGAGGAAAUUGGCGUUGAUGAAUUCGCUAGCGAAGAUUGGGAGUGUUGAGGCGGAGAGGUUUAGGAGAUCUUUAGCGGCGAAUCUAGUUAAACCGUCGUCUAUUCAUAGCCAUCAACGUUCUGAGUUCCGGCCACGGCUUAGCCGCUUUCAUAAAGAUCAAGAUUAACGAGCUAGGGUUUCGAAUUUCCUUUUUCUUCUAUGUUUUCUUGCGUACGAAGGAACUAUUUUUUAGGGUUUUCCUUGGGCGCAGUAUAUUGAUGAACUUUGUGUAGAUACUAAAUCACAUUUUAGUAGGACUUGAUUUGUGUGCUCGAAUUCUUCCUUAAUUUGAUUGGAAAUUUUCCUAAUGCGAUUGGUGUAUUUAGGAGUUAAUAAAUUCUGAUGAUCUUU
This is a messenger RNA of Arabidopsis arenosa, 899 nucleotides long. NCBI's taxonomy places the organism in Eukaryota, Viridiplantae, Streptophyta, Magnoliopsida, Brassicales, Brassicaceae. The record is from the annotation of a GenBank genome assembly.